Molecule: messenger RNA, 444 nt
Organism: Racocetra fulgida
Lineage: Eukaryota; Fungi; Glomeromycota; Glomeromycetes; Diversisporales; Gigasporaceae
Source: the annotation of a GenBank genome assembly
AUGCCUGAAGAAACCAGAUUAGAUGUGCCCUUGCCUGAAGAAACUGAAUUGAAUGUGUCCAUGUCUGGGGAAACUGAAUUGGAGGAAGAAAUUAUAGAUCUUAUUCAACGUUUACCAAUUGAUGAUCCUAUAGAUGCAUAUGAAUAUAUCGAGAUUGACAAUUAUAUAAAUAUCGAAGAAGACUUAACUAUAGAUGAUAUUAUUAAUGUAGUAAAUGGACAAGAUGAGAGUGAAUCAGAAAAAGAACAAAAUGAAGAAAUGAUUAAAAUUGGAGAUGCAAUUGUAGGACUUGAUAAGGUAAUAAAAUAUAUUCAGCAAAAUGAUCUAGAAAUUACUUCGUCUUUAAUGAAAGACUUAUAUAGCCUUAAAAAGUAUAUUAACUAUUUGCGUAAUGAAAGUAGAAGACAAGCUACAUUAGAAGAAUUUAUUAACCUUACGGUUUAG